Molecule: messenger RNA, 1010 nt
Organism: Ziziphus jujuba (common jujube)
Lineage: Eukaryota; Viridiplantae; Streptophyta; Magnoliopsida; Rosales; Rhamnaceae
Exons: 4
Coding region: 170-832 (220 amino acids)
Biological process (GO): fatty acid biosynthetic process
Molecular function (GO): hydro-lyase activity
Source: RefSeq, a predicted model, not a curated record
UUAGACAGACCCACUUGACGCCAGAUGGACAUGGGCUAGUCUUUUAUUUCUUUUGAGAGCUUUCGAGAGCAGAAAAUACAAGUGAGAAGUAGUUCACCAACUUAAACCACCCUCUUUUUCCCUCUUCCUCUGUCUCUCUCUCUCUCUCUGCUCCCUCUCUGUUUCAACAAUGGCAGCCAGCUCGAAUUCCCUCUCCUCUCUCACCCCUGCUCGGUCUCUGGACCGACCCAGAAAGCUUUUUGAUUCUCCAAUGUCUCUUUCUCUCCAAAGAUCUUCUUCUUUCCCUCUUAAAUCCAGCCGCCAACCUAAUCUCGUAGCACUCUGUUGUCUGAAUGGAUCAAAAGACGCCGGCAAAGACAUACCCAUCGAAAAGAAGUACCCAGCAUUUCCUACGGUUAUGGAUAUUAAUCAGAUACGAGAAAUCUUGCCUCACCGGUUUCCAUUCCUUUUAGUAGAUAGAGUGAUUGAAUAUAAUCCAGGGGUUUCAGCUGUUGCUAUAAAGAAUGUGACUAUAAAUGAUAACUUCUUUCCAGGCCACUUCCCCGAGAGGCCUAUUAUGCCUGGUGUUCUUAUGGUCGAGGCAAUGGCUCAGGUUGGAGGCUUGGUUAUGCUGCAACCUGAAGUUGGAGGUUCUCGUGAAAACUUCUUCUUCGCAGGAAUUGACAAAGUGAGGUUUCGAAAGCCUGUGAUUGCAGGAGACACUUUAGUUAUGAGAAUGACACUUGUCAAGUUACAAAAGCGGUUUGGAGUAGCAAAGAUGGAAGGAAAAGCAUACGUUGGAGGUGAGGUGGUAUGUGAAGGUGAGUUCUUGAUGGCUACUGGGAGUGAAUGAUACCCUCGAUGUGUUUUCUAUAGAAGUUUGCUUCCUUUUUCUUUGCUUAUCUUAUCAUAUUUUCAGGAAGUUUUUGUUAUUUGUCGAUGAGUUAUGCAAUUGAACUCUAAUUUAAAUACACCAAUGUUGAAAAAUAGGGAGGGAGUAAUGAAAAUCCGUAAAAGAAAUAUUUGGUAUA